AUGGUGAUUCGAGGCCUUUUGUUGCCGCCAUUUUUUCAUUCGCUUCAGGUUCUGUCUCGUUGCACUCGCUGCAACAUCUUCAAGCUGGCUUAUUCGAAGACACACGGUGUUUUGUUCGACCCAGAUUUUCAAACGCCUCUAAUACUCGGCGAGUCGUUGGAUCUGUCGGACUCAGAAGAAUCACAGUUUGUCGGUGCAUUUUCAGACGGCCUGUGGGCCAAGUCUGAGCCCAUCUUGUCCAUGUCUGCUUUCCAGAAGCCCGUUGCCGGCGCCAUAAUAGAUUAUGGUUCCACUCGGUCUUUGCAUGAUGCUGCUUCUUAUUCGAAUUACGGUCAAUCGCCUUAUGUGACGACCCCGAUGGUUCCCUCGCCCAUGGCCGACCAGGCAAGUCAAAUCUCGGAUUGCGUUCCGUAUCUGCCCAACGAGUACCCUAGCUCGUACGAAGAGUCUCAGUCGCCCAUGUUGGGCACACGCCACCGUCAGCUACCCGAAAUUGUGACAUACAGUCCCCAGCGGGGAAGUGAAGGAACUAGGGUGAUGGUCCAGAUCCAGUGCCCCUAUGACCUUCACGCUUCUUCAUACGCAGCUUUGUAUGUGGUUUUUGGCUCCAAGAAGUGUGAAUCACUCCCGCAUUUCCUUGGAUUCCAGGGCUCCGCGUUCCAGUACGGUCUUUCCGCUGAUGUACCUGCAUUCUUGUCUACUGGAUCCCCAUCUUUUGCUGUUCCUCUCUCUGUCUCAAUGGAGACCCAGGAUGACUGCCCCGCCACUUCUCUUCAGGUUGGUGUGUACACUUAUGAGCAAGUUGCCCACCCUUCGCCAUCAGCAGAUUCCCGCAAGAGAAAGUUCUCCUCGUAUUCUGAUGUUUCUGUGGCAUCUGCCAAGCGACACAACGGAUCCGUGAUCCCCAAGGUUGAGCACCACGAGGGCUACCACAGCCGCUCUGUAUCUGCAUCUUACUCGCCUUACUUGCAGCCCCUUCCCGCUAUGGCCGGGUUCGUCGCACCAUAUCAUGCUGCAUCCUCUCCCCAGACUGGCUCUGGCCAAUACUCUUCUGUGUCUGCUACCCCCCAACCUGCCCUCCGUGUCCCUUCCCCUAUAACCCCAGCUUGGAGCCCGUCUUUCAUCUCUGUGAGCAACGAUAGUCGCAACGCAGGUCUCGCCUUGACACAUGGUGUUUCUCAGCACAAGGGUCCCACCCAGCGUGGUCCCUCAAAUCCCACUUUGAUCCGCACCUCCACCCUCCAAACGCACACCAUGCCCCAUAACCCAGCCUUCAACCCUUACGCCAUAUAUCCCACCAAGGCUAUUCUCAAGCUCAACGGUGAUCUCGAUACUAUGACACAAGGCUGGUCGAAGGAAGAACGCACGACCCAACGCCGCCUGGUGCAAUUCACUCGCUCCCAAACCGGCAGCACCAUCCAGGGCGAGUUCAAGGCUGUUACUCCUGAGGAUCGCGCCCCGAGCAGUAUCUGCAUCAGCUGCAUUUUAUGGGAGGACAAGAAUGAGUGCUACGUAACCAGCGUGGAUACCAUAUAUUUGCUCGAGUCCCUUGUGGCUGUGCGUUUCACUGUUGAAGAGAAGAACCGUAUUCGUCGCAACUUGGAGGGAUUCCGCCCCCUGACCGUCUCCAAGGCCAAGGUCGACAGCGAAGAGUUCUUCAAGGUCAUCAUGGGCUUCCCUGCUCCCAAGCCUCGUAACAUCGAGAAGGAUGUCAAGGUCUUCCCCUGGAAGGUCCUGAGCCACGCACUGAAGAAAAUCAUUGGAAAAUAUUCCGCCAGCUAUUCCUCAACCGCCGGUGCUCUCCCCACACCAAUGACCACCACCUACACCAGCCAUGCCAGCCAUGGCACUGGUUCUGAUUCCGGUACCGAGCCUCACACUGCCAACUCCCCGCAGUCCAUCUCCGACGCUGGCGCUGGCAACACCUACACUGGUAUGCCCGUCCAGGGCUACUCGCAGGCAGACCACUCCGCCUCCCACUUGUCUUCGGCCCCCGACCUCCGAUCCAUGAUCGCAGUGUCCCAGCCCUAUACAUCUGUCGGAGCAUACUCAUAUCCGGCCAUGUGCCAUCCCCAGAGUUCCCACGGUCUCGCAGCCCCGGCUCCGCGACCGUCUUGGGACAUGCACCCUCUCGGCCCCAACACUCCUCACACCGGCGCACCAGGAAAUGGCGGAUGCUACACCUACUUGGAUCCCGUGUACUCGAUGCACGACACGGCCCACGGCGGCCACUGA
Messenger RNA from Penicillium samsonianum, 2235 nucleotides. RefSeq names its product transcriptional regulator medA (gene medA). The coding region runs from base 1 to 2235 and encodes 744 amino acids. NCBI's taxonomy places the organism in Eukaryota, Fungi, Ascomycota, Eurotiomycetes, Eurotiales, Aspergillaceae. The transcript has 5 exons. The record is from RefSeq and is a predicted model, not a curated record. Gene Ontology annotation, cellular component: nucleus.